Messenger RNA from Populus nigra (black poplar), 603 nucleotides. RefSeq names its product protein LURP-one-related 14-like. The coding region runs from base 1 to 603 and encodes 200 amino acids. The record is from RefSeq and is a predicted model, not a curated record. The transcript is spliced from 3 exons. NCBI's taxonomy places the organism in Eukaryota, Viridiplantae, Streptophyta, Magnoliopsida, Malpighiales, Salicaceae.
AUGAAGGUUCCUGAGUGGGCUUAUGGGGUUCCUCCUGUUAGUGUUAUUGGGGAAAGCUAUUGUACUCCUUACCCCCUUGAGUUGAUUGUCAAGAAGAAGAUUAAUAAACUAUCCAGUUCGCAAUUUCAAGUGUUUGAUCUCAGUGGAAACUUUCUCCUAAAGGUAGAUGGUGGUGUCUGGAACUUCAAGCUGAAAAGAGUUUUGCUUGAUCCUGCUGGUUUUCCAAUCCUCACAUUGCGGGGAAAGGCACUUGCAUUUCGGCAUAAAUGGAAGGCUCACGCAGGUGAAAGCACACACGACACCAGCAAUAUCCUCUUCUCUGUGAAGCAAUCUCAUCCUCUCCAGAUAAAAAAACAGAUCAAUAUCUUCUUGGCAAACAACUUCAAGAAAAAGGAACCUGACUUCCAUAUAACCGGAGCUUACACAUCCUUGUCAUUCAAAGUUUAUGAAGGCCGUAGACUCAUUGCAGAGGUCAAACAUAACUUCACUCUUGAUAGUUUCUGCAAGGGAAAGGAGAAAUACAAGGUUAAAGUUUAUCCAGAGGUUGAUUAUGCAUUCAUCGUGGCAUUGCUGGUGAUUCUUGAUGAGAAUGACACCCCUUGA